This is a messenger RNA of Miscanthus lutarioriparius, 864 nucleotides long. The record is from the annotation of a GenBank genome assembly. NCBI's taxonomy places the organism in Eukaryota, Viridiplantae, Streptophyta, Magnoliopsida, Poales, Poaceae.
AUGGCCGCGCCGCUGCUCCGGCAAUGGCGCCGCCUCGCCGUGCUCGGCGCCCUCCUCGUGCUCCACCUCGCCGCCGCCGUGGCGCAGUCACCGCCAACUGCACCCACGACCCCGGCCGCACCCACGACUCCGGCUGCACCGACGACCCCUGCUGCACCCACGACCCCUGCCGCACCCACGACCCCGGCCGCACCCACGACCCCUGCCGCGCCCACGACUCCUGCCGCGCCCACGACCCCGGCCGCACCGACGACUCCGGCUGCACCGACGACCCCUGCCGCACCCACGACCCCGGCUGCACCCACGACCCCGGCGACGCCGGCGCCCACUGCCACCCCGACAACGCCAGCGCCCACCGCCACCCCUGUCGCACCAGCAAAGCCGCCGCCGGUCGCGCCGGCCAAACCCCCGCCGGUGACGCCGCCACCGGUCACGCCACCUCCCACGACGCCGCCCGCGGUGCUCCCACCCGCCGUGCUGCCGCCCGCCGCGGCGCCUCCGCCGACGGCCACACCGCCCCCGGCCGAGGCGCCCGCGUCGCUGCCUCCCGCGACGACGCCCCCGCCCGUGGCCGAGGCCCCCGCGCCGCCCGCGGAGAUACCGCCCGCCGAGGCGCCGUCCAAGGGCAAGAACAAGCACAAGAGGAGGAAGAAGCAACACGGCAAGAAGGAGGCGCCCGCGGAAGCGCCGCAGCCGCUGAGCCCGCCUGCUCCCGCCGCGCCGUCGCCGGCUGAUCUGGAAGACGUGUCCGGCCCUGCACCGUCAGCGUCCGAUGUGAAUGCGAGCAGCCGGCAGCACCAGCACUGGGCCUCCGUCGUCCUGCAUACCGCCAUGGCGGCGAUUUUGCUAUCGCUAGCGUGGUAA